Helobdella robusta is the source of this 1794-nucleotide messenger RNA. RefSeq lists its product as hypothetical. The transcript has 10 exons. The record is from RefSeq and is a predicted model, not a curated record. Gene Ontology annotation, cellular component: cilium. NCBI's taxonomy places the organism in Eukaryota, Metazoa, Annelida, Clitellata, Rhynchobdellida, Glossiphoniidae. Bases 151 to 1794 code for a protein of 547 amino acids.
AUAGCAACAAGCGCCUUUAAAAUCGAAUGCACGUAUUAUUAAUUUAUCUCGUUAAAUUUAAUUAAUUCGUAAGUUCGUGUGUUUGCUAGUCUUUCGUAAAUGAAGCUGUAGUUUUUAAAUAUUUUUAAGAACAAAAACUGCUGAAAGAAAAUGCCCUCAAAAUUAAAGUUUCGACUGAUAGAAGCAUCAAGCGAAGAGAGAGGUUUUGAAGCCAAAUCACUGAAUUUCCAAUCACCGUUCAGCAAUGGAUGGAAAUCUUCAAAGAGCUGCUCCUACCCCCAACAACUCGUCCUGCAGUUGGAAAAUCGAUCAAAUGUAAGGAAGAUACAGAUCAUGGUUCAUCACCAGCUCAUUCCUGAGAUCAUAGAGAUAUGUGCAGUGGAUGCAAGAGGAGCUGGCAAUCCCGUCGUCCAAUGUUUAGGACAUGUUAGGUGUAUGGAUAGCCAGCAAAACUCAUACAAAUCAAGAGAGAUGAAAUCCAUCUAUGUUGAUGUAACUAUUUCUUGUAUUAUCCUAAACUUGCAUAGAAACUUCACCAAUCCUUCAAAUCCUCACAAUCAGGUGUCCAUCGUGGCCAUCAAUCUGCUUGGUCAUUGUCCUCCAAGCCAAAAUGGAGAUCAGUCGUACUCGCCCCUGGACAGCUUGGAGUACCUAAUGACCAACGACCAUCAGAUCAUCCAAAUUAUUUGCUCUCUCAGGAAGAAGAUUCAGUAUUUAAAAGUUAAGAAUGACGUCAUGGACAGCACUGAAAUCGAUUCAACUUGCUCCUCAAUAAUCAAGUUGGAAGAAGUAAGCAAGCAGUUGGUUUCUAUGGAGUUGAGGAAGAUGAAGAUGCUUGAUGCUGCCGAUAAUGUGGGAGCCCAGCUGGUGAAACGAAAGAUGGACCAGCUGAGAUUGAAAACAUACGAGGAUCUGCAUCUCAGGCGUGUCAUUGAAAGGGAGAUUGCACAAGAAGAGGACGACGAUGAUUUUUGCAAUUCAGUCUCCAUUCAAAUAGUUCCUUAUGAGGAAUCCAAUUUCAGACUGAAAAAUGUGAAAACUGGCUCAGAGCUGAGAACAACAGUUGGCGAUGGUAACGACGUAAUGAAGCAUGACAGUGAUGUUGAGAUAGAGGACAGCAACUUAACAAGCAAUCAAAUUCCAGAUAAAAAAGGUGAGGACAAAAAAUCUGAGAAGGCUAAACUUCAUAAAACAUACAACAUUUCUAAACAACGUGGUCUUAUUGAUGAUGUCCAUAAGACAAAAAAUAUUUUCAAAAACAAUGAAAAUAAUGAAGACGCUAAUUUCAACAUGAUGAGUUUGGCGAACCUGCUGCCCAACAACGUUUAUGCGAGUGCCAAAAAAUAUCCUGAUGAUUAUGGAGGUGUCAGUUUAAAUAUGAACCCUGAGAUGCACUCCAGCAAUGACAACCUGGUAGUUAGUGGUGGAGGUGGACGGUUACCAUCUAAAUCUCCCAAAGAACUCAAAACUCAGCCAGAUGAUCACAGCAAGUCCAUCAUUAGAACGUCCAAGAAAAAUAAAAAUUCACCUCAAAGCAAGAAAUCAACGCGGCGGUCCUCUUUUACUAUAAAUAAGAAUGAAAAUGAUGAUGGCGAUAAGAUGAAGAUGAGUGAGGAAGAGGGCAGCAAAACGAGGAACAUAACUGACAAUUCAGAUUUAAAGAAUCAAAAGCUCUCUGUUCGCAUGGAGGGCAAGGGCUACAUUGCAGCUCCUGUUGAAACGAGUGCGUAUGCUUCUUACGAAGACCGUCCACUGCCUACUCAUCGAAACAAAAUGUUGGUUUUUUUUAUCUAA